AUGACCCUACCAGAAGCCGGCACUCGACAAUCAGCUUGGAUGUUGUCUGUUUACAUCCUCGCUCUUCUACUUCUUAUCUGUCUAAACGGCCUGCCAUAUUUCGUAUCUGGGUGGUCCGACCAGCUCGCCGGGAAACACAUAAGCUCGAUCGCGCUCAAGUCGAUACUGCUGCAGUGCAUCGACGACCUUCAAGAAUCGCUCAUUUGGUUCCUCCAGCCACUCUUCGACAUUCUUGUCUGGGAUGUCCUAUCCGGAGAAGAGGAAGCCGAAUCUAGACGACAGAUCACAAAAGCCGAUUCCUUCAUCACCGUCGUCAGAGUGUUCGCCGUCAAACUUCCAUCGGUCGGCGUCACGUUGCUCUUGAUCCUCCCGAAAACGACGGUGUCGACCUUCGUCUGCAUUCUCGUAGCCGCGGCCUGGUGCUUGAUCUUCCCUGAUGCAGCAAAAGCGGCACAGAAAGGGAAACAGGACAGGGAUCGUGCGCUGUUGGAAAAGCGAUCGGAUGCGGAAGAGUGCCAGGAAAGUUACUUGCGGUCGCUUUCUGGCCUGUUCGCCAGGCUCUUUUCGUGGAAUGUGAUCCGCAACGGCUGCCUGUUCCUCUUUGUGCUGUUCAGCCCCGGGCUUGAUCCCACUCUGAUGACCCGAUUUGUCCAUCAGGUUGCAGCCCUCGAAAAAAUCAUGCUCAAGGGGGUACUGAGUUACAACAAGGCGCGAAAGAUUGUCAAGGUCUUGGCCAUGAACAAGCUUCCAUGUCAGAGCACUGUGGUGGCUGUUACAGACAAGCUGAUGGCCGCGAGCAGCCGGUGCCGUGUCUUGAACACUGGUUGCAUCGGGAAGCUUCAUGCCAGGGCCCGGAAGCAUUUCAAGAGCCGCCCGUUACUCCCUGUCACGCGUGGGCGCUGUCAUGGUGGUCGGGUUGCGAUUUGGUGCACGGCGGUGGGAGGCUCGGUCGCAGAGAAGGUGGAAUGGAGUUUCCAGACGAUGCGCAGAUGCUUGCAGCGUCCGGCCCUCGUUACCGGCGCCCAGGAAUACCGGCCGCUGCUGGCCGCGGAAAUGUCUCGAUGCGCCGCUGCGGAUGUGUGA
This is a messenger RNA of Colletotrichum orchidophilum, 1083 nucleotides long. RefSeq lists its product as uncharacterized. The record is from RefSeq and is a predicted model, not a curated record. The coding region runs from base 1 to 1083 and encodes 360 amino acids. Lineage: Eukaryota; Fungi; Ascomycota; Sordariomycetes; Glomerellales; Glomerellaceae. The transcript is spliced from 2 exons.